Bufo gargarizans (Asiatic toad) is the source of this 966-nucleotide messenger RNA. Its product is annotated as ras GTPase-activating protein 1-like. Gene Ontology annotation, molecular function: protein binding. Lineage: Eukaryota; Metazoa; Chordata; Amphibia; Anura; Bufonidae. The transcript is spliced from 6 exons. The record is from RefSeq and is a predicted model, not a curated record. The coding region runs from base 202 to 951 and encodes 249 amino acids.
GAGACGCUUGCGGCCCCGCCCCCUCCUCCUCCAUAGUCAGUUUGGUGUGCCGCCGACGGGCAGAGAGUGACGGGGAGGUGGCCGGAGCGCGGACGGCAGAGUGUGCGGCCACCGGGCUGACAGGCCGCGGCUUCCGUAGGAGGCAGACGGCGGCAUACACCCCUUCACUUCCGUGGCCGGGCUGCUGCUAGUGGCCUCGGGAUGUCAGCGACUUAUGGCUCGCUGGGGCUAAUGACAGGAGGCGGGGAAGCGGCGACGCUGGCCACUAGUGCCCCGCUGCUGUCCCAGCCUCAGGAGAGCUUCCCUCCGCUGCCCCCGCUGCCAUUAGCCUUCGAGGGCCUGGGGCUGGGCCCUGUGGAAGAAGCGGACUCCCUGGACGGGCCGGAGUAUGAAGAGGAGGAGGUGGAGAUUCCUCUCAGUGCGCCCCCCACCAACCAGUGGUAUCAUGGUAAACUGGACAGAACCAUUGCGGAGGAGCGCCUUUACCAGGCUGGGAGAACCGGGAGCUAUCUUAUCAGGGAGAGUGAUCGACGGCCGGGGUCCUUUGUGCUGUCUUUUCUCAGCAAAACAAAUGCAGUCACCCAUUUCAGGAUUAUAGCAAUGUGUGGCGACUUCUACAUCGGAGGGAGGAGGUUUUCUUCACUUUCUGAUCUUAUAGGAUACUAUAGUCAUGUAUCUUGUUUACUUAAAGAAGAAAAACUCCUUUUUCCAGUGGCACCACCAGAGCCAGUGGAAGACAGGAGAAGAGUACGUGCCAUUCUUCCCUACACAAAGGUCCCAGAGACUGAUGAAAUCAGUUUCUUGAAAGGAGAUAUGUUUAUUGUUCAUAAUGAAUUAGAAGACGGAUGGAUGUGGGUUACCAAUCUUCGCACUAACGAACAAGGCCUUAUAGUUGAAGAUUUGGUGAAUGAAGUGGGCAGAGAAGAGGAUCCCCAUGAAGGCAAGAUGUAAGUAGGUUUCUUCUGU